Molecule: messenger RNA, 1152 nt
Organism: Gracilinanus agilis (Agile Gracile Mouse Opossum)
Lineage: Eukaryota; Metazoa; Chordata; Mammalia; Didelphimorphia; Didelphidae
Gene: C2H20orf96
Product: chromosome 2 C20orf96 homolog
Exons: 11
Coding region: 1-1089 (362 amino acids)
Source: RefSeq, a predicted model, not a curated record
AUGCAGCCUACUGAAAAAAAGAACAAUCUCCUCACCAUUAAGAAUUCCCAAUUCAAGCCCCAGGAUUAUGACCAGUGGCAGCAGACAAAAAGGAAGCCCACGUUCAGCCUGCCUGAGAUUAAAGGCAAUGUUGCUUCAGAAAAGCAGAAAUCAAAGAAGAAGACGAGUACAGGAUUAGAUGUUUUCCAAAGAAAGUCUAUAGUACCAGGGUCUUUUGGCAGUUCAGGGAAGAACAGCUCACAGAAGAUGUCUGCGAAAGAAGCAGAGCCAGAGUGCAUUCAAACCAACAUCCAAAUACUCAAAGCAAUGCUUAAGUUCAGACGGGCCUCACUAGAAGAGCUGAAAAAGCAUGUUGAUUCCCUCACAAAAACCAACCAGGAGCUGGCAAAAAAGAUCCAGGACAUAGAAGCCAGCACCACAGUGAAAGUGCGGAAGCUUCUGCAGCAGCAGGAUUUGUUUGGGACUCUCAUUAGCACCCUGGACUUCGCAAGCCAUAAGGAAAUGGAAAGAAUAAAGGGCGAACUCCAGAAAUGGGAAACACAGGCAUCGAUCAGACUGAACGGAUUGCAACAGCAGAUAACAAAAGUGAAAACUAGAAUUCAGAAGACCAAAGAGGAGCUGAAUUUCCUGAGCACCUACAUGGACCAAGAGUACCCAAUUAAGUCUGUGCAGAUUGAAGAACUUAUGCGCCAGAUCCAGGCUGUGAAAGAUAAUAAUCAGGAAGACCUGGAGGAACUGGAGGAGCUGGGCAAGGAUGUGCUUCAGAUGUUGUCGAAAAAGCUGAUGGUGAAUUCAGAGCAGGUUUUAUAUGUCAUGGCCAAGAAAAUCAUCCGUCCCUAUCAAGCUGCUCUUAUGAAGAGGACCCUAAGUAACCAGCAACUUUUGAGGCAAAUGGUUCAAUUCAGAGCGCACAUUGACUAUAUGAAGGAGCAACUUCCUAAGCUGAAGGCUGAGGUGAAGGCUCUUGAGAAGCGGAGAAAGCACCCUCGGGAGGCGAUCUUUGAUGAUAUCUUGCUUCGGAAAUCCAAGUGUACUCCAGACAUGGAUGUCAUCCUUAACAUCCCCCAAGAAGAAGUGCUUCCCUUUUAGCCCUGGAGCAGGACAGGACACCACUCUGGCUGAUCAUGUCUGAGAUCCCUUGUUUUUCUUCCA